Porites evermanni is the source of this 321-nucleotide messenger RNA. NCBI's taxonomy places the organism in Eukaryota, Metazoa, Cnidaria, Anthozoa, Scleractinia, Poritidae. The record is from the annotation of a GenBank genome assembly.
AUGAAGGUUAUUUGUGUAGGGCUGCAAAAAACCGGCACCAAAUCAAUUUGCACAGCUUUAAGGUAUCUUGGAUUCACAGUGUUUGACUGGGAAGAACAAAUAUUCGACUUUCUAGAUCACUGGGUCGAUGUCUUCCAAAAUGGCGCUCAGCCAGAUGUGAAGAGAGUCUACCAUAACGCUGAUGCCGCCUUGGAUAUACCCGCAAAUUUCUUCUGGGAGAAAAUAUUAGAAGCUUUUCCCGACUGUAAAGUGCUUUUGAGCGAAAGAGAAGAGGAUUCCUGGGUAAAAAGUUUUGUAAUCCCUAACCUUUCAUAUACCUGA